CCCCCCCCCCCCCCCCCCCCCCCCCCCCCCCCCCCCCCCCCCCCCCCCCCCCCCCCCCCCCCCCCCCCCCCCCCCCCCCCCCCCCCCCCCCCCCCCCCCCCCCCCCCCCCCCCCCCCCCCCCCCCCCCCCCCCCCCCCCCCCCCCCCCCCCCCCCCCCCCCCCCCCCCCCCCCCCCCCCCCCCCCCCCCCCCCCCCCCCCCCCCCCCCCCCCCCCCCCCCCCCCCCCCCCCCCCCCCCCCCCCCCCCCCCCCCCCCCCCCCCCCCCCCCCCCCCCCCCCCCCCCCCCCCCCCCCCCCCCCCCCCCCCCCCCCCCCCCCCCCCCCCCCCCCCCCCCCCCCCCCCCCCCCCCCCCCCCCCCCCCCCCCCCCCCCCCCCCCCCCCCCCCCCCCCCCCCCCCCCCCCCCCCCCCCCCCCCCCCCCCCCCCCCCCCCCCCCCCCCCCCCCCCCCCCCCCCCCCCCCCCCCCCCCCCCCCCCCCCCCCCCCCCCCCCCCCCCCCCCCCCCCCCCCCCCCCCCCCCCCCCCCCCCCCCCCCCCCCCCCCCCCCCCCCCCCCCCCCCCCCCCCCCCCCCCACCCCCCCCCCCCCCCCCCCCCCCCCCCCCCCCCCCCCCCCCCCCCCCCCCCCCCCCCCCCCCCCCCCCCCCCCCCCCCCCCCCCCCCCCCCCCCCCCCCCCCCCCCCCCCCCCCCCACCCCACCCCCCCCCCCCCCCCCCCCCCCCCCCCCCCCCCCCCCCCCCCCCCCCCCCCCCCCCCCCCCCCCCCCCCCCCCCCCCCCCCCCACCCCCCCCCCCCCCCCCCCCCCCCCCCCCCCCCCCCCCCCCCCCCCCCCCCCCCCCCCCCCCCCCCCCCCCCCCCCCCCCCCCCCCCCCCCCCCCCCCCCCCCCCCCCCCCCCCCCCCCCCCCCCCCCCCCCCCCCCCCCCCCCCCCCCCCCCCCCCCCCCCCCCCCCCCCCCCCCCCCCCCCCCCCCCCCCCCCCCCCCCCCCCCCCCCCCCCCCCCCCCCCCCCCCCCCCCCCCCCCCCCCCCCCCCCCCCCCCCCCCCCCCCCCCCCCCCCCCCCCCCCCCCCCCCCCCCCCCCCCCCCCCCCCCCCCCCCCCCCCCCCCCCCCCCCCCCCCCCCCCCCCCCCCCCCCCCCCCCCCCCCCCCCCCCCCCCCCCCCCCCCCCCCCCCCCCCCCCCCCCCCCCCCCCCCCCCCCCCCCCCCCCCCCCCCCCCCCCCCCCCCCCCCCCCCCCCCCCCCCCCCCCCCCCCCCCCCCCCCCCCCCCCCCCCCCCCCCCCCCCCCCCCCCCCCCCCCCCCCCCCCCCCCCCCCCCCCCCCCCCCCCCCCCCCCCCCCCCCCCCCCCCCCCCCCCCCCCCCCCCCCCCCCCCCCCCCCCCCCCCCCCCCCCCCCCCCCCCCCCCCCCCCCCCCCCCCCCCCCCCCCCCCCCCCCCCCCCCCCCCCCCCCCCCCCCCCCCCCCCCCCCCCCCCCCCCCCCCCACCCCCCCCCCCCCCCCCCCCCCCCCCCCCCCCCCCCCCCCCCCCCCCCCCCCCCCCCCCCCCCCCCCCCCCCCCCCCCCCCCCCCCCCCCCCCCCCCCCCCCCCCCCCCCCCCCCCCCCCCCCCCCCCCCCCCCCCCCCCCCCCCCCCCCCCCCCCCCCCCCCCCCCACCCCCCCCCCCCCCCCCCCCCCCCCCCCCCCCCCCCCCCCCCCCCCCCCCCCCCCCCCCCCCCCCCCCCCCCCCCCCCCCCCCCCCCCCCCCCCCCCCCCCCCCCCCCCCCCCCCCCCCCCCCCCCCCCCCCCCCCCCCCCCCCCACCCCCCCCCCCCCCCCCCCCCCCCCCCCCACCCCCCCCCCCCCCCCCCCCCCCCCCCCCCCCCCCCCCCCCCCCCCCCCCCCCCCCCCCCCCCCCCCCCCCCCCCCCCCCCCCCCCCCCCCCCCCCCCCCCCCCCCCCACCCCCCCCCCCCCCCCCCCCCCCCCCCCCCCCCCCCCCCCCCCCCCCCCCCCCCCCCCCCCCCCCCCCCCCCCCCCCCCCCCCCCCCCCCCCCCCCCCCCCCCCCCCCCCCCCCCCCCCCCCCCCCCCCCCCCCCCCCCCCCCGUCAAUUUGGAGAGAAUAAACAGGUUUACUAA
Callithrix jacchus (white-tufted-ear marmoset) is the source of this 2106-nucleotide messenger RNA. NCBI's taxonomy places the organism in Eukaryota, Metazoa, Chordata, Mammalia, Primates, Cebidae. The record is from RefSeq and is a predicted model, not a curated record.